This is a messenger RNA of Geodia barretti, 1281 nucleotides long. The record is from the annotation of a GenBank genome assembly. Lineage: Eukaryota; Metazoa; Porifera; Demospongiae; Tetractinellida; Geodiidae.
AUGGCCAUCGCCGUGGCGAGAUUUGGCGGGAUUGGCGUGAUACACCGGUUCUUGUCCAUUGCCGACCAGGCCGCGCUGGUUAGCCGGGUGAAACGCCACCAGGGCCACGUGAUCAUCGAUCCGGUUACCAUCGCACCGGAUGCCACAAUUCUGGACGCGCGCGCCCUGAUGGCUUCGCGCGGGAUCAGUGGAUUGCCGGUCAUAUCACGAAAAGGCCUGCUGCUGGGUAUCAUCACAACCAGAGACACAACCCUGGCCGACGACCGCUCAACCGUGGCCGAACGCAUGACCACGUCUGCCAAACUGGUUACGGCAAGUCCCGACAUAAGCAUGGACGCCGCCCGGGAGAUACUGUCUGCCAGUCGCCUGGAGAAACUCCCAUUGGUGGACGCAGUAGGCAAAUUGGCGGGACUCAUCACCGCUCGCGAUCUGGUCGCCGCCACAUCGCCGGCAACAUCGGGCGCAACCCGGGACGAAGCCGGGCGGCUGAGGGUGGCGGCCGCGGUGGGCGUCGCGGGCGACUACAUAGAUCGUGCGAAGACCCUGGCCGAUGCUGGAGCUGACGCGCUGGUCAUAGACAUCGCUCACGGAGAUUCGGAGUUGAUGCUCAAUGCCGUUUCCGCAUUGCGGGAACAUCUGGGGGAUAUACCACUAAUCGCCGGCAACGUGGCGACCGCCGAAGCAACCAGACGUCUGGCGGAGGCUGGAGUGGAUGCCGUCAAGGUGGGCGUUGGUCCAGGAAGUAUUUGCAUUACCAGGCAGGUCGCCGGAGUGGGGGUCCCGCAAUUCACUGCGGUGAUGGAAUGCGCCGAGGUGGGCCACGAGUUCAAUAUUCCAAUAGUAGCUGACGGUGGCAUCCGCUAUCCGGGAGACGUGUCAAAAGCGAUCGGAGCGGGAGCAAGUUCGGUGAUGCUGGGGAGUAUUAUCGCCGGGACGGAGGAGAGCCCGGGCGCGGUGAUAUCGAGGGGCGGACGCAAAAUGAAGAUGGUGCGUGGGAUGGCGUCCCGGGAGGCAGCAUUGUUCCGACGACUCCGCGAGAACCCGUCGGCCCCCGCAGUCGAAUGGGAAGACAGCGAAGAAACAUCUGCUGACGAAGGCGUGCAGGCCCCCGUUCCCUACCGCGGUCGGGCGGAUGAGAUUUUGACGGAGCUGCUGGGUGGCUUGCGUUCGGGAAUGAGCUACUGCGACGCGCAUGACAUACCGACGAUGUGGAAAAACGCCCGCUUCGUGCGACAAACACCAGCGGGCCAAACCGAAUCGGGCUCCCACGACGUGGGUUGA